Molecule: messenger RNA, 342 nt
Organism: Drosophila busckii
Lineage: Eukaryota; Metazoa; Arthropoda; Insecta; Diptera; Drosophilidae
Product: larval cuticle protein 65Ag1-like
Exons: 2
Coding region: 25-342 (105 amino acids)
Cellular component (GO): chitin-based extracellular matrix
Molecular function (GO): structural constituent of chitin-based larval cuticle
Source: RefSeq, a predicted model, not a curated record
ACUACACACAAAACUAAACUAAACAUGAAGUUCCUCAUCGUCUUUGUUGCCCUCUUCGCUCUGGCCGUGGCUGCUCCUGCCACUCAGGAAACUCAAGUUUUGAGAUCGGAAUCCGAUGUGGGUGUCGAUCAUUAUAGCUAUGGUUUGGAGACAUCCGAUGGUACUAGUAAGCAAGAACAGGGUGAGUUGAAGAACGUUGGCACAGAAAACGAGGCUAUUGCCGUUAAGGGCAGCUUCUCCUUCGUUGCCGGUGAUGGACAGACCUACACCGUCAACUAUAUUGCCGAUGAGAAUGGAUUCCAGCCCCAGGGUGCUCAUUUGCCCGUUGCUCCCGUGGCUUAA